CAACAAUGCCUAUAUAUAUCAACUCAAAUUUUCUUACAACCUACAUUCAAUCUCAUUGCCUUUACUAGUUACUACCACGAUGACUUCUCAAAUUGCCACAACAGAUGUUCCUUUUGCUCAUGAGUUGCCAACUAAUGGCGAUUAUUACAAAAAAGGGGUCAAGUACCUUACUGAUAUGUUGCCCAACUUAACCAAGCUGCCUUCACAAUAUGUUUUGCCAUUAACCACUAAUCCAUUAGCAGUCAACAAUGCUUCAAUCCCUAUCAUCGAUUUAAGUGGUCUCAAUGGACCCGCUGAGUCUAGAAAGAUUACUAUUCAGGCCAUCGACUCUGCCUGUGCCGAGUGGGGAAUCUUCAGAGUUGUUAACCACGGGAUAAAGAUCUCUCUAAUGGAGGAAAUGGUGGAGGUGGUAGAAGGAUUUUUCAAUCUCUCUUUGGGAGAGAAGAUGAAAUAUGCUUCGGACGAUGUGAUGAAUCCACCUGUAAGGUAUGGAACCAGCGUCAUUACAUCCACAAACAAUGCUCUCCACUGGAGGGACUAUUUGAGGCUUCGUUGCCGUCCUUUACAUAGCAGCGCUACCAUUCAUCUUUGGCCCACCAAUCCCUCUAACUACAGGAAUAUAGCGAAGGAAUAUAUAGAGGAGGUAUGGAAGUUACGAGCGAAGAUAGCAAGUGCAAUAUCAGAAGGCUUAGGACUUGAAUCUGAUUACAUAGAGAAAUCGCUUGGAGAAGGUAUUCAGAUCGUUGGUUGUAAUUAUUACCCGCCAUGUCCAGAGCCACACCGAACACUUGGGAUACCACCACAUUCUGAUCAUGGUGAGCUAACAGUUUUGAUGCAAAAUGAUGUGGAUGGCUUACAAGUUCAACAUCACGACGAGUGGGUUGCUGUUGGACACGUGCCAGGGACUUUUGUCGUUAACAUAGGAGAUUACAUGGAGAUUUUGAGCAAUGGAAAGUACAAAACUUUGAAGCAUCGAGGUGUGACAAAUGCAGAAAGAGCGAGGAUAUCAAUAGCCGUGGGCAAUGGGCCUGGGCUGACGACCACAGUUGCACCUGCAAGCCCACUGAUAGAUGGAAAAAGUGAGAUCAAAUAUCGACACGCUACGUAUGAAGACUACAUCAAAUUUAAACAAAACGGGACGCUAGGAGGAGAAAGCCCAUUACAAGCCAUGAUUGUCCCACAAGUCAACAAAUGAAGUGUUUUUUUUUUUUUUUUAUUCCAUUACAUCUUUUUCUUCUUGAUUUGAUGAUCUUGUGCGGAGUUUUUUUUGGGUGUCAGAGCAUGUUAUGGUUGUAGCUUUGGAGUUGUUACCUUGAUGAUUGUCUGAUCUUUGAGUCACUUCAGUUUGCUACGUUUAUCCUAUGGUAAUUAUUGUUUGUGUUUUUA
Cornus florida is the source of this 1386-nucleotide messenger RNA. RefSeq names its product protein DOWNY MILDEW RESISTANCE 6-like. NCBI's taxonomy places the organism in Eukaryota, Viridiplantae, Streptophyta, Magnoliopsida, Cornales, Cornaceae. The transcript has 4 exons. The record is from RefSeq and is a predicted model, not a curated record. The coding region runs from base 80 to 1195 and encodes 371 amino acids.